Messenger RNA from Fraxinus pennsylvanica, 1470 nucleotides. The record is from the annotation of a GenBank genome assembly. NCBI's taxonomy places the organism in Eukaryota, Viridiplantae, Streptophyta, Magnoliopsida, Lamiales, Oleaceae.
AUGUUAGUUUCACGAUCAAAUGCUUCUUGGAAGUCCGAAGAUAGAACUUCCGGCCAGUUUCCGACGGGUCUCAGAGUACUUCUUGUGGAUGAUGACAACACUUGUCUCAAGAUCGUGAAUAGCAUACUUAAAAAGUGUGGCUAUGAAGUAACCCAAAAAUCUGAUGCAGAGAGUGCAUUAGAUUUACUCCGGAAAAACAAAAAUGGGUAUGAUAUUGUUAUAAGUGAUGGUGUUACUCAUGGUGCGUGUGAUUUUCUCAUCAAACCUAUAAGCAUUGAGUCAUUUAAGAACAUAUGGCAGCAUGUGGUUCGGGAAAAGAAGCAAGAGUUGAAGGAAAAGGAGUUUGAAGGAUCGGGAAUUUCAGAAGAUGGAGAACAGCAGCAAAUAUCACCAGAAGAAAUUUUCGAUUAUUCAUCAUCAGUUGAUGAAGUGAAUUAUAAAAAAAUGAAAAAGAGAAAGGAGGAGGAGGAGGAGGAUGAAGAAAGGGAUGAUACAUCUAUAUUGAAGAAACCACGUGUCGUAUGGUCAAAUGAUCUCCAUCAGCAAUUUGUAAAUGCUGUCCAUCAACUUGGAAUAGAGAAGGCUGUUCCUAAGAAAAUUCUGGAAUUGAUGAAUGUUCCCGGGCUUACAAGAGAGAAAGUUGCAAGCCACCUUCAGAAGUUCCGCCUUUAUCUUAGAAAGGCAUCGCAGCACCAGAGUGGACAUAAUAAUGCUUUUAUGGGACCACCGGAAUCAUCCUUUGGACCAAUAUCUUCGAUGGAUGGCCUCAAUCGUCGACCUCUUACUGCCACCGGUCAAAUCCCCUCUCAAAGCCUCGCUACAUUUCAGGCCGUAGCAAUCAGUAGGCCUACUACCACAUAUGUGCCCAUUGUUGAUCAAAGAAAUAUUUUCAAUUUUGGAACUCCGAAGUUGACGUCCGAGGACGACCAGCAACAGCCGAAAAAUAAUGUUAAGCAAAUGAACUUAUUUCAUAGAAUUUCUAGUAGUAUGGAACCGAAGCAGUUUGCUGAUUUGCAUCCUUUUGUUCAGUCCUCUGGGGACAUGAAUAUGCAAGUGAUCCCUAGUGGUGUUCAUGGACCAGCAUACAGUCCACUUUCCCAGCCUUCUACACCGCUGGGCAAUGGUUUUCCUCUUAUGAGUAAUUCCGGGAUGUCAACCCUCACCUCUAAAGGAAUGCUGCAAGAAGAGGCUAAUUCGGAAAUGCAACAGUCGAGAGGACCAAGGGAGAAAGACUACCUGAUAUGGGCGUCCAAAAUAAUCCAUUUCCCGGACAACUAUGCGAAGAGGAUCUCUUUACUGCCUUUUUCAAACAGUCAGAAUGCUCAGAACCAGUCGAAAAUGAGUUUAACUUUGACGGGUACCAGCCGAACAAUCUUCCUCUCUAAUAAGGCUUAUACACUCCGACUUUCUGCUUUUGAGAACAUGUACAUAGCUGCAAUUACAGCGAAAAUUGACCUCUUGGGAUCAUAG